This is a messenger RNA of Triplophysa rosa, 4768 nucleotides long. It is a transcript of the gene tfeb, whose product is annotated as transcription factor EB. The record is from RefSeq and is a predicted model, not a curated record. Gene Ontology annotation, molecular function: RNA polymerase II cis-regulatory region sequence-specific DNA binding; protein dimerization activity; DNA-binding transcription factor activity, RNA polymerase II-specific. The transcript is spliced from 10 exons. NCBI's taxonomy places the organism in Eukaryota, Metazoa, Chordata, Actinopteri, Cypriniformes, Nemacheilidae. Bases 372 to 1880 code for a protein of 502 amino acids. Gene Ontology annotation, biological process: humoral immune response; regulation of transcription by RNA polymerase II; positive regulation of DNA-templated transcription. Gene Ontology annotation, cellular component: nucleus.
CUGAUUGUUUGAUCGCUCCCUCUCUCUCUCUUUCUCCGUGGCUAUUGGUCACGGGUGACAGCGGUAUAAAAACGAUGCAUCAACAUGAAGGCUCAGUAUUGUGUUGUAGCACCACUGGGUUUGGACUAGGCUGUGACUUACGUGAGGUUUGUGUGUUUUUGUGUGGAUAACUGUACAAGACGAAUAUUGACCGGCACUCUUCGCUUUCGCGGCCCGUCUGUUAAUAAGUUUUUCAGCCCGCUCAUAGACGGGCACACAGUCAUGUAGAGAGCAGAGAGUCGAAGACACCCAGGUCACUUUCUGCACAAAGAGACCCCCCUCCACUGUUCGGGCUGGACUGUACGGCAGCCCGCCCCCCGCGUCCCCCAGCCAUGUCAUCGCGCAUUGGCCUGCGCCUGCAGCUCAUGCGGGACCAGAUGCAGCAGGAGGAACAGCGGGAGCGGGAGAGGCAGCAACAACAGGCAGCAGCCAUGCAUUACAUGCAACAGCGCAUGCCAGGCCCACCCACGCCCUCGCCUGCCAUCAGCGCGCCAUCUCACUUCCAGUCACCCAUGCAGGUCCCUGUUGAAGUUCUAAAGGUGCAGACUCACCUCGAAAACCCCACGGACUACCACAUCCGGCAGUCUCAGCGGCAGCAGGUCAAAGAAUACCUGUCCACAACCUACGCCUCCAAGCAAGCAGUUCACGCUGUAGCAAACUUGGUGCAGCCCUCUCCACCCACCAUGGCCCAGUGUCAGACAGGAACCGUCCAACCUCCCCUACUGUCCCCUUGUAUGCGCACAGAGCAGCUCAUGACCUCUGCUGGAAACAGCGCACCCAACAGUCCCAUGGCAAUGCUCAACAUUGGCUCCAGUCAUGAGAAUGAGAUGGAUGAGGUUAUUGAUGACAUCAUCAGCCUGCAGUCCAGUUAUGAUGACAUCCAGGCUUAUAUUGACCCUGUGAUGCAGAUGCCAAAUACACUCCCACUAUCUAGCAGUCAUUUGGACGUGUACACGGGGCCAGGUAUGACCAGACCAGGAGUCGCCAUGGCCAGCAACUCUUGCCCUGCCAAUCUGGCCAUCAAGAGGGAGAUUUCAGCUACAGAUGCCCGUGUCAUGGCUAAAGAGAGACAGAAGAAAGACAACCACAACUUGAUUGAAAGGAGGAGAAGAUUUAAUAUUAAUGAUCGAAUUAAGGAGCUGGGAACCAUGAUCCCCAAAACCAAUGACUUGGAUGUGCGCUGGAAUAAAGGCACGAUUCUGAGAGCCUCUGUGGAGUAUAUUAAACGCAUGCAGAAGGACGCCCAGAGGACCCGAGAGGUGGAGAACAACUUCAAAAGGAUGGAGAUGGCAAACAAACAACUGUGGUUCCGCAUUCAGGAACUUGAGAGGCAGGCCCAAAUGCACGGGCUUCCCAACAGCUCUCCAUCUGGCCUGAACAACGUCGAGCUUCUAAACCCCUUCGUCAAGCAGGAAAACAGCCCAGAAGAGAACCAUCUCCAACAUCAGCCCCACCUCCCCCCUCACUACCCCCAGCAUCAAGGCCAGCCGCAGCCACGCCCCCACAACCAGCUCCAUCAGCACCAGCACCUCCACCCUCAGCCCCCACUGCAAUAUCCGGCUGUGGGCAGCUCUCAGCACUUUGACUAUGCCCAGUCACUGGACUUGUGUGACGGAGGCAUUCCUGGAUAUCAGGAUGCGAUGGGGGGCAUGGGGGAUCUCGGCUCGUUGGUAGGAGGCCUUGCAUCAAUGGGAAAGAAGAGCGAGCUGGGCUUCUUACUGAUGGAUGAAGCCCUGUCGCCUUUGGGAGGAGACCCACUGCUAUCCGCCAUGUCCCCCGAAGCGUCUGUGGACAGCAGCCGUCGUAGCAGCUUUAGCAUUGAGGAUUCAGACAUACUAUGAUCUGUACCGCAUAUACACACACAGAUCUCGCACAUAUCACAGUUAAAGGGACGGUUCACCAUUAAAAUGAACAUUCUGUCAUUAUUUACAUGCCCCCUUGUCAUUUCAAACCUUUAUGAAUUUCUUUCUUCUGCAGAACACAAAAGAAGAUAUUUUGAAAAAUGUUGGUAGCAGUAACUCGUUGGUCUCCAUUGACUUGCAUUGUUUUUGUGUCCAUACAAUAGAAGUCAAUGGGGACCAACAUUUUUCAAGAUAUCUUUUGUGUUUUGCAGAAGACAGAACAUCACACAGGUUUAAAAUGACAACAGAGUGAGUAAAUGAUGACAGAUUUUUCAUUUUGAAGGUGAACUAUCGCUUUAAAACGGAAGGGUACGAUAGAGAUGCACAAUGCCAUCUGCAAUACGGUUUAGGUACUUUUUUUCUGAUUUUGUUUGACACAUGAAAUUCAUGCUUUUAGUAUGAUUUAUAACUUUUACAAACAAACCCUGUUCGCAAAAAUCAGAAUAUGCACACAAUGAUACAUGCAAUAUAUACUGUAACUAAACAAACUGAAAUGCUCGAAUCCUGUCACUCAGAAAUGGCUUUUAUUGUACAAACGUCCAAACACAGAAAACUAGCCUGCUUCAGAUGAUUCCAAUUGAACAGUGUUUUGUAACUCCAAGAAAUGUAGCAUUUAAACCAUUGAAAUAAUUAUAUUCACCAAUCAUAACAAAUCAAACCACUCUCCCACGUUCUCUCUCUUGCACUCCUCUACUUUUUAGCUUUGACAUUUAUCACUCUUUCACUAGUGCACCUGUCACACUUGAUUUUAUUAUUAGUAGAUAGAAUGAUGGCAUUUUCAAAAGAUUUAUACCAUAACAUCUGAGCUGUUGAAACAGUUCCUCAGAUUUCCCACAAUCAUGAAAAUACAUUCUGGAAUUUUAAGAUUGUGUUUUCCAGGCCAGGAAACGAAAAACAUUUUAAAAAUGUUGUGAUUUGUUAAAAAACAAGUUAAUUGUUGUUCUUGGGUAUAGAGUAAGCCAUUAAAAUGCUUUAUUUCUGAGUGAAUUGGCUCCACAUGGAUCUGUCUAAUGAAUUGGUCCAACAACGUUAAAAACCCUCAUCCAGUAGUCACAAAGGACUAAGUUAAGGUCAUGGGAAAGUAAUGGAAAUUCUUUGGUCAAAAAAGUGCGAUCAUGGAAUCAUGUAAUAUUUUCGGUUAUUGACAUACUCGCCACCAAACAUUGAGGAACUCGCCAAAUACUGAAAAAUACCAAAAAUAACCUGCCAUAAUGCCUAAAGCAUUAGUUUAUUUUUGAUGUAGCAGCACUUGUGAUUGUUGAGGAUAAAACAUUGCUGGCAGGCUUUGUUUGUUUAACAGGCCAGACCAGGUGCUUGUGUGACAGUUGAGUCAGUAAACAGUGCAGAAUGCAACAUAAAUUUACUGCUUACACUUGUUGCAACACACUCCUAUAAGGUGCCUUAAAGCCAAGGCUGGAUUCUUCAAAAAGCACAAGGUGAAAUGUCCUCACAUGUUGGCAUGCCGUAAAAUAGAGCCAACAGCGAGUGGCAUUUGCCAAGCUCAAGUUUAAACAGCUCAAGGUGCCUUUCAGGGAACCUGGAUUAAUUUUCUGUUUAGUUUAUCCAGGUUUUUUGGCUUUUAAGCUGAACGGUAAAUGAAGUAAAAUAUGUAGAAAGGGUAUAUGUACUUAUAUGAGUUUUCUCUUUUUUUUUGUUCUUCCCAAAGCACUGGAAAAACCAAUUAUAAUUUUAUUGACAUUAUAAAGAUUUUAUGAAGUGAGUUUUAUUUCAAAUGUUUUAUGCCACUAAGCCACUUAAAUGUAUUGUAUCUGUCCUAUUUUUAUUUUUCUUCUGAAAAAUACUUAUCUCACUGCCGAGCCACUGAAAUAUACAAAUAUUUCAUCUGCCAUUCUAUUAUACAAAUGGCAAGUGCGGAGCCAUAUUAUAUAAAUAUAUAUAUUUAUAUAUAUAUAUAUUAUGUACAAAAUCGUUAAAACACAUCAGGGUUUUAAGAAAUUGAAAGAACUUGUAAAUGUUGUUUUUAUAUUGAUUUGAUUCCUUUUUUUUUUUUAAGAAAAACUGUUAUUUGAGGAAAACUUGAGUUAGCGAUUUAUUGUUUUCAUUAAAUUUGAAUUAAAACUUGGCGAAUGUGAAUUUUACUUAUUGUGUUAUAGGUUAAACUCAAGUUGGUUUGUAGUCUUUGUUAAACACGAGCUUUAAUAGAAGCCAAAAUCAUGUUCCAAAUGCAGUAUGAUUCUAACCAGCUCUCCCUCUGUUUUACUGCUUUAUUGUUUUAAAGGUACAGUUCAUGACCACUUAAAACCUCAUGAUGUAGCUUUAAAACUACAGGGGAGACACCAUCUGUGAUAGUGUGUUUUACACAUUAUUGUAAUUGCAGGGGUUUGUUGUUAUGACUAACCGCCUGCCCACUGCAGCAAUUAUGGAUCUGGUUACUGUAUGCAAAUCUUUGACUUGGUAAACUAAAAAAUGAAUAGAAAAAUAUAUGUAAAAAAAUCGACGCUUGGGCAUUUUUGGAUAGCGUAGCAAGGGGCUUCUAAUUUUGCUUGUGUGGUGUUUUUGUUUUUAGCCGUGCGCCGAGAAUGAGAAGGUUUGCCAUUAGGAAUGAAAAUAAAUCUCUUGAAGUGAAGGAGUAUGCUUUGGUAAAAUAUCUUGAUGAUUAAAAAACUUUGCCAUUUCAUUAUACAGCAUGCUGAAAGAUAAUACAAGCAGAAUGUGACUGUUUUUCUCAGAGAGUUUUUUACCAAAACUCUCUGAAGGCCGUGAGAAUGUUUCAUUACUGUGGAUGUGUCAUGUAUGUGGGAUUUGCUCUUUCAAAGAACUCUGGAUGAAAAUGACACCUCUCAUUAAACGUAUUUAAGUUAAUGCGA